Pedinophyceae sp. YPF-701 is the source of this 1149-nucleotide messenger RNA. NCBI's taxonomy places the organism in Eukaryota, Viridiplantae, Chlorophyta, Pedinophyceae. The record is from the annotation of a GenBank genome assembly.
AUGCAACGGGCCGCAGCGCCCGCGCGCACGGCCGCCCGCGCCACGGCGCCGGCGCGCAGCCCCCUAGUCUCCGUAGUCCCCCCGCGGCCCGCCCGGCGCUUCCCGACCGCCACGUCGCCGCACCUGCCCUCGCUCCCUGCGCGACGCACCACCAGGCAAACGGGGCCGGCGCCGACGCCCCGCGACGUCGCGGCGCAGAGCAGCGCGGCCGCAACGCCCUCGGGCAACCCGGACAGCAGCCCCUCCAUCGCCCAGGCGCUCAAUGCGUUCUGGAAGUUCCUGCGCCCGCACACCAUCCGAGGCACCCUCCUCGGCACAGGCGCGCUCGUGGCCCGCGCGCUGAUGGAGACGCCCAACCUGAUCGACUGGGCCCUGUUGCCGCGCGCGCUGCUCGGCCUCCUCGCCCUGCUGUGCGGCAACGGCUUCAUCGUGGGCAUCAACCAGGUGUACGACGUCGAGAUCGACCGCGUCAACAAGCCCUUCCUCCCCGUCGCCGCCGGGGAGCUCUCCAAGGCCGCCGCGGCCGUCCUCUGCGUCGGCCUCGCGGCCGGAGGCAUUGCGCUGGCCUUCACCAACUUCGGCCCGUUCAUCGGCGGGCUGUACUCGUUCGGCCUCUUCCUCGGCACGAUCUACUCCGUGCCGCCGCUGCGCCUCAAGCGCUUCCCCGUCCCGGCCUUCGCGAUCAUCGCCACGGUCCGCGGGUUCCUCCUCAACUUUGGCGUGUACUACGCGACGCGCGCCGCCCUGGGACUGACCUUCGAGUGGGUCCCGGCGAUCAUGUUCAUCACGACGUUCGUGACCGUGUUCGCGACGGUGAUCGCGAUCACCAAGGACCUCCCGGACAUCGAGGGCGACAGGAAACACAAGAUCGAGACCUUCACCACGAAAUACGGAGCCAAGGCCAUCUCGCUCGGGGCCACCGCGCUCCUGGGGCUCAACUACGUCAUGGCCAUCGGCCUCGCCCUCACGCGGCCCGACGUGUUCAGGGCACCUGUGUUGGGGGCGUCACACGUGUUGCUGCUGUCGUAUCUGAUUCUGUCGAUGUACCGGCUGCAGAACAAGGGCUUCACGAAGCUGGCGAUGCAGAACUACUACAGGGCGAUCUGGAACCUGUUCUACGCUGAGUACGUGAUCUUCCCGUUCAUCUAA